AUGAAAGCUAUUAAAAUUCCUCAAACAUCAUUGGUCGAUGUCUAUGGUAAACCAGUGGGAUUAAAUAGUGAUGAUCCAGAAAAACAAAUAAAAACAUUAGAAUUAGAUCAAAGACAUGAUAAUAAUAAAAAUAUAUUAAAAAAUAUACCUGGACAACCACAACAACAAAUAUCAUUAUCGGUGAUAGGAGAAACUCCUUUACAUAUUGCCAUUGUUUAUAAUGAUAUUGAGUCGGUUAAAUUAUUGGUUAAACACGGUGUAGAUGUUAAUAAACGAGCCAUUGGAAAAUUUUAUGGACCUGAAAAUAGUAAAAAGAAAACAAAAUUACGUAAACAGUAUAAUCCAGAUGAAAGUAAUUACGAAGGUUAUGCCUAUUUUGGUGAAUAUCCAUUGGCAUUUGCUGCCUCAUUUGGUCAUUCAGAAAUUUACGAUUAUCUAAUUGAACAUAGUGCAGAUCCAAAUCUACAAGAUACGUAUGGAAAUACGGUGUUACACAUGCUUGUUAUAAAUAAUAGAGUGGAUAUGUUUAAACAUGCUGUUCGACAUCCAAUGAAAAAAUCAUUGACCGAUAUACGAAAUAAUUCUAAUUUAACACCAUUAACAUUGGCAGCAAAAUUAGGACGAAAAGAUUUAUUUCUUGAGUGUUUAGAAAUUUCAAAUGUCGUAUAUUGGAAUUCUUCACUCACCUACAUUGUUAAUGGAAAAACUGAAGAACAUCUUGAAAUGUUAGAUAAUAUGGUUAUUGAUCGUCUUCUCAAUGAUAAAUGGUCAACAUUUGCUAGAGCUAAUUUUAUGCGUCAACUUGUUUUACUGGUUAUUCACAUCUGUUUUUUAAGUACAGCCGUAUUUUUACGGAGUCGUGAUGAUAAAACUAAUAAACUGACGACUAAAAAAAUUAUUUGUCAUAUAUCAGAAGUUUGUGUUCUAUGUGGAUGUGUUUUGAGUAUAUUUGCAUUGCAAGCAAAAGAAAUAUAUUCUCAAGGUUUUAUUUAUUAUGUACAAAAUUUGAGGAGUUUUCCAGAAAAGGCUGUUUAUCAAUGUUCAUGUGUACUACUUAUAUCGGUCAUACCGUUUAGAAUUUUAUAUUUAAAAACAAAAGAUGUAUUCUAUGCAUAUAUUGAAGAUGGUCUAUUGUCAUUGGCUAUUCCAGGAACAUAUCUAUUUUGUCUAUUUUUUGGCCGUAUUUAUGUGUUAACUGGUGCGUUUAUUGUUAUGAUAUUUGAAAUGAUAGCUGGUGAUAUAGCAACAUUUGGCGUUAUCUAUUUGAUUGUUAUCACUGCAUUUGGGCAUGUAUUUUUUUUAUUGUUUCGUGACACAACCGAAGGUAUUAGUUGUGAACGAACUGUGCCCAAUAGUACAUGUGGAAAUGAUCAUACAUGUUCAUAUAAAAAUUUUGAAGCAUGGAUGACAAUGGUUCAUUUUACAAUGGGCGAAUUUGAUUUUUCAAAAUUUGACGUUACACAUUAUGCCUAUUUGGUCAAAUCAUUAUUUAUCGUCUUCAUGGUAUUAACACCAAUUCUGCUGUUAAACAUGUUAAUCGCAUCGAUGGGUAAUACGUAUCAACGUGUUAUUGCCAUAUCAGAAAAAGAACGACAACGACAGUGGGCCCAAUUGGUACUCACUAUUGAACGUUCAUGUUCAGCAGGACAACGAUUAAGAUAUCAAUCGGUGUAUUGUGUUGGUUUACCGGAACGGCGAGACUUAAUGGUAAUCAAAGCUGUGCCAAAAACAAAAGCAGCACAGCGAAAAGGUGCCAUUGGAAGUUGGAAGCGCAUGGGUAAAUUGGUAUUGUAUCUGUUGAAAGAACAAGCGGCCACUGCUCAUUCUGUUCGUCUGCGACGUGUAUCUCAUCAAUCUGUUGUUUUAAAACCAAAACCACAUUUUGAUACAAUGCUAGAAACACUCGCCUGGGAACGAGAUUUAGACUUAUCACUACCAAAGACAAUUCAAUUAGAUUCUACACAAAAUACAAAUGAAUUGCAAUUAAGUUUAUCACGCUCACCUCUGCCUCUAAUCGAAGACGAAGAACAUAAGGCACUACGACCAGAAAUAGCUACAGCACAAGCGUUGUUAGAUGAACAACCACAACUACAACAUCAGGAACAUGAAGAACAACAACUACGUUCUCGUCGUACACUAUCCGGUGAUCUGAUACCAAUUAAUCGUAAUGAACUUUCACAGAUAAGAUCGCGACCGUCGUAUGUCGAAUAUGAUGACUUAGAUUUUAUAAAGAAACCAGAACGAAAUGCUCGAUUUUCAAUGGUACCCGUUGAUAGUGAUGAUUACAUUGAUUUAUUAAUCGAUCAACGAAAACAAUCAUCAGAUAGUGAAAAUACGCAGUUUGUAGUUAAAAGUAGCAGUCAACGCCGAAAAAAGACUUUAUUGAAACGACAAGCAUCAGCAUCAAGCAUUAAAUCAAAAACAAGUGAAACAACGCUUUGCUAG
Molecule: messenger RNA, 2445 nt
Organism: Didymodactylos carnosus
Lineage: Eukaryota; Metazoa; Rotifera; Eurotatoria; Philodinida; Philodinidae
Source: the annotation of a GenBank genome assembly